This is a messenger RNA of Phycomyces blakesleeanus NRRL 1555(-), 1191 nucleotides long. RefSeq lists its product as hypothetical. The transcript has a single exon. NCBI's taxonomy places the organism in Eukaryota, Fungi, Mucoromycota, Mucoromycetes, Mucorales, Phycomycetaceae. The record is from RefSeq and is a predicted model, not a curated record. Bases 1 to 1191 code for a protein of 396 amino acids.
AUGUCAUUCGAUUCUUUCCAAAUCAUCUUUGUUGACCCAUCCAAACCUGGGCAACCGAGACAGCCUUUCCGUUCAGCCGUUAUUGCUGCGGAGAUCGUCGAUACAAAUGAUGUAACUGCUUCUGACUAUAAAGUCACUGACAUUCGUGAAGUGGGAGAAAAAGAAAACGAAGAUGCUAACGAUUCCGAUUCCGAUGAAGAUCAAGAAGAAAAUGGCGAAGGAGAAAGCUCCUCCAAGAUUGUAAAAAGUCGAAUCUGGUGCCGUGAUUCUACAAGAUUGCUGUUGAAAGUUAUCUUGGAUACCGACACAGAUGGCAAGAUUAGAGCUGCUAAAAGAAAUAAGCAAAGGAUUGGCCGUAUUUGGAUUGAUCUCUUCGAAGCUUUUAAAAAUGAGCCAGGAUUUGAUAAUCUACCACAAAAGUUCAAGUCAUCAGUAAAUAUCUUCAAAUGCAAUAACAAGUUUAAGUUAUUGAAAAAGAGCUUCGAGCAAUCCUUAGACAGAGACUCUACUCAAGCUGGUGGUGAUGUUGGUCACUCACGUGGGACUUGGUUCGACGAACUGCGUAAGAUCACUUUGAAUGACCCGUCAUUUAAUGCCCCAGCUUUGGAUUCAAGUGAAUUAGACUCCGUGAAGCCUACAAUCACUCGCAAGCCCCCAACUCAAAAAAUAACCAAGGAACACAUUGACUCUUCCCAUCCUUUAGAGAUCAUUUACGAACGAUUUGUACCAGUUGAAGAGCCUGAAACCAUCUGUCCUAGCACUGCAAACCGUCCUAUCUUCCCCCAUCGUGUUCAGCCCCAAUAUAAUGAUGAUAUGAACUCUGCAUUAGAGCUUAUGGCUACAUCACAUACAUCUAUAAGUGAAGACAUGAGAUUGUCGGCCCUUAGCCUUAUGGAUUCUUUUGUUGGAACAAGUGAAGAAAAAGCGCAGAAGAAGAGAAGGGUUGACAAGGUGAUUGAGAUUUGGGAAAGGCAUACAGCAACAUAUGAGAAAGAUGUGAAGACGAGGGCUAGAAAAGAAAGUAGAAAGGAGAGAGAGGCAGAGGCAAAAAACGUAGAUCGAGAAAGAAGAGCAAGAAGAGAUGAAGAACUUCUUUUAAAACAAAGAAGAAUGAAUGAUAUGCUGGCAAGAAUCAUUCAGCGAAACGAUAAAGGCAGCAAUAGUCAAAACACUGAUAAUGGUGAGACGUAA